GACACUGUGAUGGCGUAUGUGAUCUAUUUUUGGGCGGGCACUGUGUCGUGCGCCAAAUCUCUCAAUUUUCCCAUUUCUCUCAGUUGUCUUCAAUUCGUGUCACGAGAAUUGUCUACCUCGUGAAAAUUGUGUGUCCCAGUCUUUUAAAUUUGUGUUCUCACACAAAAAAGGUGUCAAGGACUUCCCCCACCCCGCCCCAAUUGCACCUGGAUUGGCACAACAAGAGACAACUUCAAACGACACCUUUUUGGCCCCACCGGAAUUCCGGAAAAAUCUGAAAAUUGAAAAGAAACCAACCCAGUUUCAACAAAGACAAUGAAUAUUUGGAAACUUCAGGAUUUCAUGAGGAAUUCCCCAUUUCGUGGUCCAAUUGGCCAUGGAAGCUGCGAUGGUGCCUCUGCAUCAGCCGAAGGGGAUUCAUGUGAAUUUGGAUCUGGUCACUAUUUUGCCCUAUGUGGCCUAGGUGGUAUCAUAUCAUGUGGCCUAACCCAUACAAUGGUUGUACCAUUGGAUCUUGUUAAAUGUCGCAUGCAAGUGGAUCCAGUAAAGUACAAAUCAGUAUUCAAUGGAUUCUCCGUUACUCUGGCCGAAGAUGGCAUUAAGGGAUUGAGUAAGGGAUGGGCACCAACGUUCUUUGGCUACAGCAUGCAGGGUUUAUGCAAAUUUGGCCUCUAUGAAGUAUUCAAAGUAGCCUAUUCCAAUGCCAUUGGAGAAGAAAAUUCCUAUUUAUGGCGUACAUCAUUGUACCUAGCUGCAUCAGCAUCAGCUGAAUUCUUUGCUGACAUCGCCCUAUCACCAAUGGAAGCAGCUAAGGUUCGUAUUCAGACAAUGCCAGGCUAUGCUGAUACCCUACGUCAGGCUCUACCGAAGAUGAUGAAGGACGAAGGUAUGGCAGCUUUCUAUAAAGGUCUAGUACCACUUUGGAUGCGUCAAAUCCCCUAUACAAUGAUGAAAUUUGCCUGUUUCGAACGUACCCUUGAACUCCUCUACAAGUACGUCGUACCAAAACCAAGGGCUGAAUGUACAAAAGGUGAACAACUUAUUGUGACAUUUGCUGCUGGUUACAUUGCUGGUGUCUUCUGUGCCAUUGUCAGUCAUCCGGCUGAUACAGUUGUGAGUAAAUUGAAUCAGGAAAAGGGAUCAACGGCCUUCGAAGUGGCCAAAAAACUUGGUUUUGCCGGACUUUGGAAGGGUCUACUGCCAAGAAUUGUCAUGAUUGGUACCCUAACAGCUGCUCAAUGGUUCAUCUAUGAUGCAGUCAAAGUCUGGCUCCGAAUGCCCCGACCACCGCCACCGGAAAUGCCAGAAUCACUCAAGAAGAAACUCGAAGCCAAAAAGGCAUAGGCCACACAAUUAAACUUGUACUUCUUUUUCUCUCAAUUAGGAUCAAAUUGUCCCUUGUACCCUAUCAAAGACGGUUCUAUUUUUCUUUUUUUUGCUUUAGAAAUCAUCUCGAAAUAAAGAGAAUCUACUAUAUUUUGUGAAAAAAAUAAA
This is a messenger RNA of Phlebotomus papatasi, 1494 nucleotides long. RefSeq names its product phosphate carrier protein, mitochondrial-like. Lineage: Eukaryota; Metazoa; Arthropoda; Insecta; Diptera; Psychodidae. Gene Ontology annotation, cellular component: mitochondrial inner membrane. Gene Ontology annotation, molecular function: phosphate transmembrane transporter activity. Gene Ontology annotation, biological process: mitochondrial phosphate ion transmembrane transport. Bases 316 to 1344 code for a protein of 342 amino acids. The transcript is spliced from 3 exons. The record is from RefSeq and is a predicted model, not a curated record.